This is a messenger RNA of Echinops telfairi (small Madagascar hedgehog), 856 nucleotides long. RefSeq names its product RNA polymerase III subunit H (gene POLR3H). NCBI's taxonomy places the organism in Eukaryota, Metazoa, Chordata, Mammalia, Afrosoricida, Tenrecidae. The record is from RefSeq and is a predicted model, not a curated record. The coding region runs from base 58 to 672 and encodes 204 amino acids. Gene Ontology annotation, molecular function: DNA-directed RNA polymerase activity; DNA binding. The transcript is spliced from 7 exons. Gene Ontology annotation, cellular component: RNA polymerase III complex. Gene Ontology annotation, biological process: transcription initiation at RNA polymerase III promoter; DNA-templated transcription.
GCGGGGUGCACGUGUCGGGGGCGCACCCCGAGCGCGGAGCCCCCGGCGCCGGCCGGGAUGUUCGUGCUGGUGGAGAUGGUGGACACGGUGCGAAUCCCGCCGUGGCAGUUUGAGAGGAAGCUCAACGACUCCAUCGCCGAGGAGCUGAACAAGAAGUUGGCCAAUAAGGUUGUGUACAACGUGGGACUCUGCAUCUGUCUGUUUGACAUCACCAAGCUGGAGGAUGCGUAUGUGUUCCCGGGAGACGGUGCGUCACACACCAAAGUCCAUUUCCGCUACGUGGUGUUCCACCCCUUCCUGGACGAGAUCCUGAUCGGGACGAUUAAAGGCUGCAGCCCCGAGGGCGUGCACGUCUCCCUUGGGUUCUUCGAGGACAUCCUCAUCCCCCCUGAGUCGCUGCAGCAGCCGGCCAAGUUUGACGAAGCGGAGCAGGUGUGGGUGUGGGAGUACGAGACAGAGGAAGGCGCCCACGACCUGUAUAUGGACACUGGAGAGGAGAUCCGCUUCCGGGUGGUGGACGAGAGUUUUGUGGACACGUCCCCCACGGGGCCCAGCUCUGCGGAGGUUGCCUCUUCCAGUGAGGAGCUGCCCAAGAAGGAGGCGCCGUACACGCUUGUGGGGUCCAUCAGCGAGCCAGGACUGGGCCUUCUCUCCUGGUGGACCAGCAACUAGCUGGGGGCUCAACCACGGACCCUGCCUUGGAAGUGCUGCAGCAGGAAGUCACACAGAGUGGAGGCACAGGACAGAGCUAGCCCCGCUCCUCAGCUCUGUCCCUCCAGAAGCUGCCUCCAGAACGCCCCAACCUGGGACUUUGUGACAGGAGACAUUAAAGAGUCACCACACCAGUGUGGAAGGA